This is a messenger RNA of Ectocarpus sp. CCAP 1310/34, 3525 nucleotides long. The record is from the annotation of a GenBank genome assembly. Lineage: Eukaryota; Phaeophyceae; Ectocarpales; Ectocarpaceae.
AUGGCUCUUGCUAGUGAUGUGGCUCCUUUACUGUCCAAAGAGAGGGCAGACGAGCCGGGUGGUUUGUGGGCAACGAAGCAAUACGGCGACCUGAAGGAGGGCGACCGUUUGCGCGCGGCAGACUAUAUAACAGGGAGCGUGGAGGUGCGGCAGCUUAGAUCCGUGUACAAGCUUAGCUUCACCGACAUUGCCCGUGUCAACCGCUUCAAACCCGCUGAAGCACAAGAAAUCGCCAUGCCUGGUGACGAAGAGAGUGACGAGAGUGUGGCUGCACUCAGGAGGACCGAAAGAGAGCAGAACGCCAGCGUGAGGCUGUAUGUAUUCCUCACGAAAAAGAAGGCCAAGACGAGAAUGGCGGACUUGGAGGAGACAGCGUUCUUGCUGCGGCUAGAAGUCGGGAAGGAGGGGUGCAUCUGCUUCGGCGACACCUUUGGAAACUUUGAACAGGGUAUGCUCCAGGUUCCCAACCCGACCGGGUACAAGGGCAUCGCGAUUGCAAAGAGAAAGGCGGACGAACCCAAAACGGAUGAACCGAUCAUUUACGCGUACGCGAGGAUAGUCCCGAAAAGAAGGCCCGUCGUGGCUUCGGAGGUUGUUCUCGGACUUGCCGAGGACAAAGAUCGUGUCACCAGGUACACGAAAGCGGCACCUACUGUCAAGACCGACGACGAUUUACUCAAGGGAGUGCGGAAAUACACUCGAACGGCGCGAAAGGCGUGGGAAGCAAUGUCCAUUCCGGAGGAUAAAAAAAUCGACUUCGAAGGUUUCAAACUGGCGUUCGAUGAGCUCAACUUAGUUAUCAUGGAGGGAAGAGCCCUACAGCUCUUCAAGGCCUGCGACUUGAGCGGUACGGGCAUGAUCGGAGUUUCGGAGCUGGAGGUAGCGCUCAUGAUGCACGACGUGGUGCCUACGACUUCGCACCUGACCCCAUUGGACUCGUUCAACGUCUUCGAUCUCGAUGGUGGGGGCGAUAUCUCCUGGGUAGAGUUCAAGGAAGCUGCCGAGGUCAUCGCCGGGGGGAAACUCAACGAGGAGCAGACGAAGGGGCUAUUCGACAAGGUCGACACUGACAAGAGCGGGGUGAUUGAGUACGAGGAGUUCAAGCAGGCCUGGCUAGCUAUGGUCAACUUGGAGCAGGAGAUCAAGGCAAGGGGUCGCAAACCCGCGUUCGGGCCCAUGUCGUCAACUCGCAACAGGCGGAUACUGGCCCAAGCCGUCGAGGACGAGGACAGAGCCACGACCGAGGUCUUCAAGACUGUCCGCGGAAGAGUCGACAACGUCCGGAGGAGGGCUCGCUUGCUUCGGGACGAGAAGAAGAAGAUGAAGGCCACGAAGGGAGGAAAGAACACGCUCGUAGACGCUAGCGAGGACGCGGCGAAGAAAAGGCAGCGGCGGCUCAUGAUAAAGAGGGAGCAGGCGGAGAGAUCACGGCAGCGCCUGGAGCAGAAGGUCAAGCAGAACGAGCUUCAGCAGCAGCUCGCGGCGAAGAAAGACAGGGACACGGCCCAGAUCAAGCAGCGGGUGGCCCAGCAAGAGAAGGAGCGGAUCGCCGGCAUAAGAGCUAGAGGAGAUGACCAGCUUUGGCUCUCGCACCGGAACCUACGGCAGGUCCCAUCCGAGUACUACCAAGACCCGGAGUGGCGGGGGAAGUUGGUCGAUCUAGUGCUGCUGGACCUUCAGGACAAUCGCUUGGCCGACCUGCCACAAAAUUUCCUGGCGGAAAUGGUGCUUUCCUUCAUCGCCAACGAGCACCUAGUCAACCUGGAUCAUCUCCAGGUGCUCGUCCUCUCUCGGAACGAGCUUCGGGAGCUACCACCGGCGCUGGGAAAGUUGACCAAGCUGCAGCACCUUGUUAUUUCCAAAUCAAAUGGAGUAGCGCACGUGUGUUAUGCUCACCGCUGCGUUCGCUACCUCCAUGCGUCGCGGAAACUUCUUGUCUCUAUUCUGUCGAUUCGGAGGAACGAGAUAGGCCAGCUACCCGACGAGCUAGGCGGCAUGCAUGCCCUUCGCUCUCUCCGUGCCCACUCCAACAACUUGGAAACCCUACCAACCUCCGUGGACGGGCUUGUGUCCCUCGAACUGUGCGACCUCAGCAGCAACAGGUUACUGACCCUCCCGAACGAUUUCUCGUACGCGACGGCGCUGACACGGCUUGACCUGUCGAGCAACCGCUUGCGACACCUCCCCCUCGACUUCGGACUUCUCUUCAGCCUCCAGAGUCUGGACGUCUCGUGCAACCAGCUCGCCGACUUGCCCACCACGGUGUCCUCCCUCAAAAGCCUGCAGAUUCUGAGGAUUGGAGAGAAUGCCGUGGUCGAAUUGGCGGCGGCCUGGGGUGGCAUGACCAGCUUGGUCGAGUUGGAGGCACAGACAAAUCGCAUCGGGAGGGUCUCCCCGAACAUCGGCGAGUUGUUGCAGCUGCAGCGGCUGGACUUGUGUCGGAAUGCCAUCGAGGAACUGCCCGCGACAUUUGGCCUGCUGACCAAGUUGCACGACAUCAACUUGCGGUCCAACCUCAUCACCAAAAUCCCAGACGAAAUUGGAGCUCUGAAGCAACUCAACACCUUGGGCCUGGCGCAUAACCGCCUUGAGCGCCGCCUCCCGGAUCAUCUCGGGCUGCUGACCCGCCUAACACACCUGGACAUCUCGAGCAACAACAUCGGAAGCUUGCCGCCAUCGUUAGGCGCUCUCGAGGAUCUGGAAACUCUCAACGCGUCAAAGAACGCGCUCGGAAACCUUCCGCAGAACUUCACGUUCCUCACGAGUCUAACAGACCUGGACCUAAGCUGCAAUCGUUUCAAGGACAUCCCGAUGCUUCUAUGCGGCAUGAAGAACUUGCUACGGCUUGACAUGACGUCCAACAUCAUCUGCACUCUGCCAAGGGAGAUCGGGGCCCUAACGACGCUUGCUAAGCUGCACCUCAGGCACAACCUGCUAAAGUCACUUCCCCUGGAAAUGGUUGAACUGGAGAAGAACGUAAAGGACCUCAACCUUGAGCAGAACCCCCUCCCGGUGCUGCCAGACAAGUGGCACCUUCGCUUCGGACUCGAGGCACACGCCACCCGUCCUGCAGGCUACACGAGCAACGAGGUCUUGGAAUGGGUACGCGCCCAGCGCAUGUUCCACGACCACGCCACGGAAGAAUGGGACCAGAAGGCGGGGCUGUACCUCACGGGCCGCGCCUCGGCAAAGGAGUUUGUGGAGAGCGUGCGAGCUCGCGUGGGGGAGGGCGUCUGGCGGCCGUACCUCGAGCCGCAUGUGCUACGCGUGUUCUUCAGAGCGAAGAAGAACGGACUGCCGGACGCGUAUCACAAGAUCAGCGAAGCCGAGGCCGCGGAGCGAGGACAGGUUGCGACCGAACUUUCCGCCACAAGGGACGACCAAAUGCGCUUGUGCGCGGCUGAUGCUCAGGCCCGGAUAGAGCGAGACAAAAGAAGAGGCUCCGUACAGUCCACCAUUGCGAAUGCCCGUCUUGCCGAAACCCAUAGGCUCAAUCGAAUUUGUAACUCUAGAUCCCCGCGAUGA